AUGGCCAUCGCCGCUGACACCGCCGCCCGCCCUCGCGCUACACCCUGCCGCGACGCCUUGAUUCGCUGGAGGAAAGACUGGGAGGAGUCCGUACAGAAGCUCUUGCCUGAAGACCCGGGACGCAGCGAGGAGAUGACCGAGAUCGAGUUGGCCGGACUGAACGCCUGGAGCAGCAAGCCUACCUGGCACGGCGUUCUUCGCGACGCCCUCAUUGUCUGGGCGCGUGUCGCCUUUACAAUCGAGGUGGGCCGCCUGAGCUAUCGCACAGCAACCUCCGCCUUUGUCAAGAGCCCCGCAGUCCACACCUACGAGUUCCUCAUAGCGAUCGUUCACUACUUCUUCGCGCCGGAGUCGAGUGAAGCGGGCAAGGCAAUCAUAACCACGCACACGGUGGUUCUCUUUCCCCUCGUCGCCCUUCUCGCCCUUUGGGGCUGCUUCCUCCUCUACAUCUGCCUGCCUUUGUUGUGGUUCUGCCGCCAUGCAUUCUUCAUCACAGGCAAACCUGAGUACGGCUUUGCCCGUCACCCUCUCCCUCGCCGCGCCAUCGCUGCGAAUGUCCUCCUCGUCGUAACAGCGCCCUUGCUCGUGCGCUCCAUCCUUCAACGCCUUCCCUUUGCCUUCGACGCCUUUACUACCGUUGUUUUCCACGUGGCGUUGACUGUCGCGCUCCUCGUCUACGCCAUCGACAAGCAGGAGAUCCCGCUCGAGCAAGAUGCGACGAUAGAGCCAACGGACAUGGCUGAGAAGGGCGAGAAGGACCAGCUCGGGCUGCUCGUGGACGUUGCCUGA
Molecule: messenger RNA, 789 nt
Organism: Rhodotorula toruloides NP11
Lineage: Eukaryota; Fungi; Basidiomycota; Microbotryomycetes; Sporidiobolales; Sporidiobolaceae
Exons: 2
Coding region: 1-789 (262 amino acids)
Source: RefSeq, a predicted model, not a curated record